UUUUGGAUCUUAUCUUAGUUUUGCAGUUGCGCUACACUUGAAAGAAAAGUAUGGACUAGAGCCGAUCCAUCUUUUUGUAUCAGGGGCACACGCUCCAAACUCUGAAGCAUUUCUUCCCAUCAAAAGCAUACCCAUAUUUGAUGCAGAUGAUGAAGACAUUCUUACACAUAUACAAAUUUUGGGAGGAACUCCUUCUGUGCUUCUCCAAAACGAAGACAUUAAGAAACACCUGAUACUUACUUUCAAAGAAGACCUUAGAGUUCUUCAGACAUUUUCUUUUGAGAAGGCAGAAAGGAGGAAGCCUUUCUCUUGUGACAUUACCUGCUUUAAUGGGUCUGAAGAUAAACCACAUGAUUUAGAAGCCUGGCAUGACCUAACAAGUGGAGAUAUUUCCUUUUACAAGCUUCCUGGAGGUCACUUUUAUCUGCUGGAACCCUCUAACGAAAUUUUCUUGACAAAACACAUAACAAGAUGUAUAGAAAAUGCUGGUGUAUGA
This is a messenger RNA of Mesitornis unicolor (brown roatelo), 496 nucleotides long. It is a transcript of the gene OLAH, whose product is annotated as oleoyl-ACP hydrolase. The record is from RefSeq and is a predicted model, not a curated record. The transcript has 4 exons. The annotation marks the transcript as partial. Gene Ontology annotation, biological process: lipid biosynthetic process. Lineage: Eukaryota; Metazoa; Chordata; Aves; Mesitornithiformes; Mesitornithidae.